This is a messenger RNA of Camponotus floridanus (Florida carpenter ant), 6409 nucleotides long. It is a transcript of the gene p130CAS, whose product is annotated as breast cancer anti-estrogen resistance protein 1. Bases 558 to 2654 code for a protein of 698 amino acids. Gene Ontology annotation, molecular function: protein binding. The record is from RefSeq and is a predicted model, not a curated record. Gene Ontology annotation, cellular component: plasma membrane; cytoplasm. The transcript has 10 exons. Gene Ontology annotation, biological process: cell surface receptor protein tyrosine kinase signaling pathway; cell migration. Lineage: Eukaryota; Metazoa; Arthropoda; Insecta; Hymenoptera; Formicidae.
CACAGUAGUCACAAUCAGUCCUUGCGCAUACUUCGCGGUAGAGAGGUGUUCGUCGCGUCCUGUCACUGUCGGCAUACUUCAAUGUAUUCGAGACAAGGAUUUUUUCGACCGGCGGUCUCUCGCGAGCCUUCUAAUCGCUAUCGCGGCUUCGAAAGCUUAGUGCUCUGAAACGCCGGUCGCGGAUUAGUGCGCGGAUUCAGUUUCGGUACAAGUGGCGGAAAGCUAGCAGUGAGAACGAGAGACCGGAGAGGGAGAGAGAGUGAGAGGAGGACGAAUGGUGUGCGGCCCGUGAUCGAUCCCACAGUGUGUCUCGUUAAGGUGUUUUUUUUUUCGCGAUUUCUCGUCGCUGAUCUCUAUUAUGUCGAUGAUCGCGUGUGUCGAUAAAUGGCUUUGACUCGUGGUGUGCUCGCAAACGACAGAACGCCCGCAACGAUGCUGCCGCAGACACCUGAUAUCAUCCCGACUACGCUCAACCAAGUUUAUCGUUCGUGGAAGGUGCGUGACGUACUUCGCGAGAGAAUUCUUGAGGUGGGCCUUAUCGAUUGUUUCGAAAGCCGAUGUUAAAUAAGGCAGGACCUUGUGUAGUCUCCGUUCAUGACGCUCCUCGUGGAAGAUACGUGACUGCAAUCGUGCGAAACCAAAAAUGCGUGAAGGCGCGAGCACUUUAUGACAAUAUUGCCGAGGCGCCCGACGAGCUGGCGUUUCGAAAAGGGGAUGUUCUCACUGUACUGGAACAAAAUACCGCUGGUCUUGAGGGAUGGUGGUUGUGCGCUCUGCGAGGUAGACAGGGCAUCUGUCCAGGAAAUCGAUUGAGACUUCUGGUUGGCCAAUACGAUACAGGGGGUUGUUUGGUCGGCAGCAGAGCCGACCUAACCAUUUCUGAGGACGGCAUACAAAGACAUGGGAAGAGACGUAGCUGGCACGUGCAGCCCAAUAGGGUUGUUACACCACAGAAAUGCGGAGACGUCUACCUGUACGACCUUCCAGCCAGCCGGGGAAGUCCUGCGCCGCCCUCCAGACACGACUCACCCCUCAACUCGACGAACAAUGAGCAUUCGCACAAUACAGGGCGAUACACCAACAGCAGUAACAGCGCGAGGAAUUCCGUCGACAACGGAGGCGAUGCGAACGAGUGUUAUGACGUACCGCCGCGCGCGAUCCCGGUGAUACCGUCGCCGGCGAGCAGCCCGAGCCCGGCCCCGUCGUGCUAUGACAUCCCGAGGCCGCCGACAUCCUGCACGCCUAACUCAAAUAGCUCCGGUGUCACGCCGCUGGAUUGCUACGACGUGCCGCGACCCCUGCAACCCCUCACGCCCAGCAGCUCGGCCUCCAGCCUCACCAAUGACGGAUCCCUCAGUGGCUCGAACAGAUCGAGUUUGGCCGCUCCGGAUUAUGAUGUACCUCGACCACGUCUUCCAGUAUCCUCGUUGCCGUCUCGACAUAACACUCCCGUACCGAACACUCCGACGCCCCCGCCACCCUCACAGCAAAUUUACGACGUACCAGUCAGCAAGGAGCUUCCGCUGGAGUUGGACUCCGCCCUGGAAGGCUUGCAGAGAUUGCAGAAUGAGGCGUCCGCCGCGAUAGCGAGGUUACUGGGUUUCGUGAGCCCUGGAUGGAGAACACCGCAACGAUUGGACGCCACUCUUAUGGACCUAAGACUGGCUGCUCUCAGACUCCGAACGUCUCUACACGAUCUAGCUGAAUUCGCGGAAGGUACGCUAGGCAAUGCAGGCAAAGCGCCGGAUAAAGGUCUAGCAACGAAAUUACGACCGCUAGUAAAAGCGCUUCGUGAUUCCGACAAGCUCGUGCAGGAAGCCGCUACUGAAUUGGACACGAUGGAAUGGGAUGCGAGCAAGCUCUGCCGCGGCGGUGGUGAUACACCAACACCUACUAACGGACCACCGCCUUCGUUGCUACCGCCUGUACAGCCGGAUCCCCUCGAUCAGCUGAUCGCGUGCGCUCGAGCGCUCACGGAAGACGUUCGUCAGGUUGCUAGUUUCAUUCAGGGAAAUUCCACGUUGCUUUUCAAACGAGCAUCGAUCAUUUCCACGGGCAGUAGCAAUAAUAGUGGCCCCGGGGAGGAUUACGACUACGUGAAUCUCGAUUCGCGAGAGGUCGUGGCGAAACAACGGGAGGAACUACGAGCUCUGCUACCGCAGGAGCUGCGCAGCAAUUACGAUCUGCUGGUAUCCGAGGCGGACAAUGCGGCGAUUCAGAUGCCACCCACGACACCGACGCCCAUGGACCCCAACGACAAGCAAUUGCUGGCCUUUUACGCUGCACAGGUGAUCACGCACGGAGCGCACUUGACUCACGCCAUCGACGCUUUUCUACAAACAGUCGAGCAUAAUCAACCACCCAAGGUUUUUCUGGCUCACGGUAAAUUUGUCGUGCUGAGUGCACACCGACUCGUGCACAUCGGCGACACGGUGCACCGAAACGUGACGCGCAACGACGUGCGUACACGCGUGUUGCAAUGUGCGAACGCCCUGAACGAAGCGCUCGCGCAAACCGUGCAGAAGACGAAGCAGGCCGCUCAAUUCUUCCCGAGUGUUACUGCGGUCCAGGAAAUGGUCGAUAGCGUCGUCGAUGUUUCACAUCUAGCUAAAGAUCUCAAAGUCGCCAUGAUACAGUCCGCUCAACAGCCUUGAAGAUCUUUAUCACAACACAGUCGCGUAACUACAAGUUCCUUGAAUUGAAAUGCAAUCUUUACGAUUGGUAGUUCUUUUUUUUUUCGUUAAACUCUGAGACUGCGGAAGAUUCAAACACAACGCAUCUUAGGGUUUUACACCUUGCGAUCAGAUUUGAUCGCAAUCGUUAGUAAUUCGAAGACAACGCUCGAGGAAUCAUGUUGAAUCUGUUGUUCACAUCUUUUUUGUCGAGAUUUUGAAACGUCGCUGAAAAUUCACAGCGCGUUCAUAGAAUGAAUAUUUUUUCCUGUAUAAAAAUGGAUCAAAAGUAUCUCAGGAAAUUUUCAAUGGAUGGUCCUUCAAGCGUUAUCUACGAGAUGUGAAUGGUUGAUGAUUGCUGUUAUCUCGAGCCAGCAUUAAAGAAUGCAAUGAGGAAUACGGUGAUAUUGAAGGCGCCUGAUAUUUUUAUCGAAAGAGAAAGAGCAUUAGCGCAAAAGAAGUUUGAUUGGAAUCCUGACGACAGUAUUUUUAACUCUAAACGGCGAAAUAAUCAAACAAGAUGUUCCGUAUGUAUGCUUCAAAAACCAAAUCCCCGGAUACUUACACACUUUAUGUGUACAGUACAGAGCUAAUUAUCCAUUUGCACUAUAAAAAAAUUGUGGCCUAAAAUAAGAACCUGCUACUGCCAAAGCUCCGAUAUUUAGAUCAUAAGAAACGAAAGAAACCUUGGAACGAGUGUCUUUGUAACGUACUCGAGAAUAUUAACAAUUGUAAUCUUUCAUAGAAAAUAUGUAGCCGUAUCGUUCAACUAGACAUUUCAGAUAGACGUGUUGAGUAUAACGAAGAGUUAUAAUAAUAGCUUUCUGGUACGUGCGAAGCAUUCCCGGAAUGGGCUUCCACGAAUUCGUGGUUUGAUAGACACUGUGAAGUCCAUAAUGAUCCAGGUUUCGGAAUGGAGCUCAUUUCGGAUACACGUCAACACGUACGCAGCUAAACGUGUUAGUAGUCUCAUAGAUGUACGUAUACAAUAUACAGUAGAACAUACAUGUAUACAUGACAAUGCGUAUUCAUAUCUCUCUUUUAGAGCUGAAUUCAUCGAUGUCGGUUAACUAUAAUCUUAGUUUCGCUGAUUCUUUAGAACUAGAUUAAAAAAACAAAAAAAAGAAUAAGCUACAGUUAACUGAUAUUGCUAUUUAAAGGAAAUGCGAAAGAUCGAUAUGAAUACCAAUGUUGAAUUGAGAAACAACCGCAUUUCUGUUUUUCUAGUUCGAUCGUAUGUGAAAAAUUGACACCAAGAGAGAGAAAAUUCAAUGCAGGGAAUAUACACCUUUUGGGAUAUCCUGCGUGCAGAGACGCACUUGUAUUACUUGUUACAAAUGAUUCUUUUGGAGGACAACUUUAAACGAAAAUUUUAUAUGAAGCUUUUACUACUGGGUUACGAAUUUUUCGGACACCCAGGCCUUUUUACCAGGUUCUUCCAUAACCAAAUUAGUCACGAGCGCACACCGUGAACCGCGAUCAGCGGCGGAUCAAAUGAAAUAUUGCCGUAAGAAUUUGAACGGCAACUAUGCAUACUCGCAAUUUUUUUUCCUUCUAUACCGAGGCCUUUUUUUAUAAACCGAAUUUUUAUAGAAUAUUUUAUUAACUUAGCACAGAUUCGAGACCUCCAUAAUAGAGACUGAUGCAAACAACGCAAAUAUUUAGAAAAAUAUUGCAAAAAUUAUGUUGUCAUUUUUUUUAAGUGUCUUGCAUUUCUAUCAUGUGAUAAGUCAAUCGUGGAAUUGCAUUUUUCUAAUUAUCUUAGCAAUCAAAACUAUCUUUUUUAUAUCUUAAUACACAAUUAUAAUUAAUAACUUUGCGUUAAAAUACUAUCAAAAGAUCAUAACUAGAUUAUCUUCAAAUGCAUAAUUCUCGAAGUCAGGAAUAUAUAUACAAUUUAAUUUGCGGCGCAAAUUGUUUCGUUGGCAUCUACAUGCAAAAGUGUACUUAAAAAUAACUUGCCAACUAGUAAGAUCCGCUCGACACAAUUCGCAAAACUAUUCAACUUAUUUUACUGCGCCUCGAUUAAAUAAUAGAGAUAUAAUUGUGUGACUGUGACGCGGUUAUACUUUUAGCCGUGUAUUAAAAUAUAAGCGGCUAUUUUGUUGCAGCUUUAAUGAUAACGAGCAUUUACUAAAAUUUUUAUUCCAUAAGGAUUUUUAUCUUUCGACAUUCUCAAUUACGAGAUCGAUUGUCGUAAUUAUUAUUGUGACGUAGCUGAAGUGAUUCUUUUCGCAGAUGCGACUUAUGACAUUGAUAUCCCAUAUAGCAUCCUAUGUCCAAAAGACAUUAACAGGACAUCCUGAAGAUGUCUAAUAGCCCAAAGAUAUCUUGAUAUCUUCAAGAUAUCUGGAUACCUUCUGGACAUCUUUUGGAUAUGCAUGCUAUAUGGGAUAUUCUACAGUUUAUUUUUUAGAAAUUAUAUAUCCAAGCAUAUCGCAUAUAGAGAAACGUUUAUACAUGAACCUCGUGACCUGUAUUAUAAUUUAUUAGCGAAGCGAUUUUUUUUGUAAUAUAAUAUACAUGUGACAGGCAGUUAUAUAGAAUCUAGAAUUGUAUAUUUCGAAGUUUACAUGAUAGUCGAUAGGUGCUUAUCUUUCGCGUUCAACUAUCGUAUAUUCAGGUAUAUCAUGGUCAUUAAGUAUUAAUAGUUUUUUUCUCUUUUUAACGCAGGCUAGCGAAUGUUAUUUUAUCCGUCAAAGAAAACACGAUCUAUCGUUUCUCUUUAAUUUCCCUUUUGUACAUUGUACCUGGAUGAUCCUUUCGCAGUAAUUGUAUAUUCUUGCGAUCAUAUAUUCGUUAAACAUAUACAUAUAUGCAACGGUAUUUCAUAUUAUUGUAAACAUAAGGAAUACUUAUUAUGCUACAAGCUACAUAUCGAGAGCGAUAAUUCUAAGAUUAAGAUAGAAAAAUUGAAGAAAAGAGAAAGAAACUCUCGAUAUAGCAUACGUGAUAUCGUUUUAGAGGAAUUUACUACAUCGAAAACUCGGUUUAAUGAAUCAUGCUUUCAGUAGUAUAGCACGGACAAUUCCUGCGUUUUGUCAUUGAAAAUUUCUUCGUUGAAUGCAAAGCCUGAGAUGCGUUAUGAACUAAAUAAUUGAUUUAUGUUACGUUAAGAACACCUUAUUUGUAUAUAUACAUAGAUAUAUAUUUAUACAUAUUAUAUAUUAUAUACACAUAAAUAUUCCUAUUACAAAAACGAAGUAUGUAUACACACACACACACACACACACACACACAUAUACACACACAUGCGCAAUAGUAUGUCUGAGAUGCAAUAGUGGAAUAAACCUGUUUGAAUAUUGUGCAAUGUCAAAAAUAAUUUUUAAGCCAAAAUAUGCUGAAAUAAUCAAGAAGUAUUAAAAAGAAAAUAUCUAUCGAGAGGAAUAUUCAUAGAUUGGAUUGUAAUAUAAGUCAGAAUGUGUAAACUGAAUCCACGUUUUCAAUACUAUAAAAUAUUUUUUUUCUGCUAUCCUUUUUUUUUUUUCAACUAUACUUCAACAUCCUGAAAGAUUAAUUUUGCAUAUUGGCGCAUUAUUUGUACAUUAUAGUUUCGUUCAUACAAUAAAGUCUCAAAAGAGAAAAAAAGAUCGUGAUAAAAAAUAUAGACAAUCUUUCCAGAAAAUUCUUUAUUCUUUAUGUUACAAUUUAUUAAUUUUUAUUACAUUUUGAUGUGUGAACGAAACUCACAAUAUAUAUCUAUGCAAUAUAAACUGUCAAUUGACAGAUACAACAGU